Sapajus apella (tufted capuchin) is the source of this 1154-nucleotide messenger RNA. Its product is annotated as kinetochore-associated protein DSN1 homolog. The coding region runs from base 147 to 443 and encodes 98 amino acids. The transcript is spliced from 4 exons. The record is from RefSeq and is a predicted model, not a curated record. Gene Ontology annotation, biological process: cell division; mitotic sister chromatid segregation. Lineage: Eukaryota; Metazoa; Chordata; Mammalia; Primates; Cebidae. Gene Ontology annotation, cellular component: MIS12/MIND type complex.
ACUGAAUUUCUUUUUCCUGAUUCUACAGGUUUUCUUUAGAACGUCAGACUUGGGAUAAGCUCUUGCAGCACUAUCAGCAGGAGGCUGAAGAGAUAUUGUCCAGAGGAUCAACUGAGGCCAAAAUUACUGAGGUCAAAGUGGAACCUAUGACAUAUCUUGGGUCUUCCCAGAAUGAAGUUCUUAAUACAAAGCCUGACUACCAGAAAAUAUUACAGAACCAGAGCAAAGUCUUUGAUUGUAUGGAGUUGGUGGUGGAUGAGCUGCAAGGAUCCGUGAAACAGCUGCAGGCCUUUAUGGAUGAAAGUACCAAGUGCUUCCAGAAGGUGUCAGUACAGCUUGGGAAGAGAAGCAUGCAACAAUUAGAUCCCUCACCAGCUCGAAAACUGCUCAAGCUUCAGCUACAGAACCCACCUGCCACACGUGGAUCUGGAUCUUGUCAGUGACCUUAUGAGCUUUUCUGCCACAAGGCACCCGAGAGGAGAGGAAUGGGAAGAGUGCCCCAGAACGUGGUGACUAUGUGAUUUCUGCCCUGUUGCCUUUGAAGAUAACUGGCAGGACUGACUGUAGAGCACUUUGACUUUUUUCAAAAAGUGAUGGAAUGUAUGCAUCCAAAUGAACAUUGCAUAGACAUUUUUCACAGGAAUGUGCAAAAUGCUUGAAACCUUAAACUUCUUUUUUGAAAUGAUCUUCAGAUCCAGUGGCUCAUUCUUUUAUCCUUAUCCUGUGAAGAUGUUUUUCAGGUUUUGAAACAAUCUAAAAGUCAUUUAGGGCAAAGUCUAAGGAAACAUUUUAGUGGCCAAGUUAGAUUCUGGUUGUAAAGGAAUGAUACUAAUUUUCUAGUAUAGCUCUGAAGGUGAUUUUAGGUAGAAGAGUUUUGAGGCUGGGUGCAAUGGCUCACAUCUGUAAUCCUAGCACUUUGGGAGGCUGAGGCGGGUGGAUUGCUUGAGCCCAGGAGUUUAAGACCAGUCUGAGAAAUAAGGUGAAACCCUGUCUACAAAAAUAUAAAAAGCUGGGUGUGGUGACAUGUGCCUAUAGUGCUGGCUACGCAAAAGGCUGAGGUGAGAGGAUUGCUUGAGCCCAGGAGGUUGAGGCUGCAGUGAGCCCUGAUUGCACCACUGCACUCCAGCUUGAGUGACAGAGUUAAACCCUGUCUU